UCUGAUAUGAUCGUCAUUACUAUACCAGGCUCCCAUCGUAGAGGAAGACCAUGUGGUAGGUAUUGGAGACGAGGCAGAAUUAGUUAUCAAUCUUCUUACUGGAGAAUCUGAAAAACUAGAAGUUGUAUCGAUAGUUGGUAUGCCAGGUCUUGGUAAGACAACAUUAGCUAAAAUGGUAUUUUGUGAUCCUAAAAUAGAAUUUGAAUUUUACAAUCGUAUAUGGGUUUAUGUUUCUCAAGAUUGUAAUAGAAAGGAAGUUUUCCUUACUAUUCUGGAUCAAAUCACCAAGGUCACUGAUGAGAUACGUAACAUGACAGAAGAUAAUUUAGCUCAAAAACUUCUUAGAUCUUUGGAGAAAGAGAAGUAUUUAAUUGUCAUGGAUGAUGUUUGGACUCAAAAUGAUUGGAAUCAUCUCCAAGUUGCUUUUCCUAAGAACAAGAAGAAAAGCAGAAUAUUAUUGACUAGUCGUGACAAGAAUGUGGGUAAGAAUGCCGACUGUAAAGUACAACGCCAUGAUUUGCGAUUUCUCACUCCUGAUGAGAGUUGGACUUUACUUCAAAGAAAAGCACUUGGCUUGGAGGAAUGCCCAAGGGAUUUGGUCAAACAUGGAAAGAAAAUAGCUGCUGAAUGUGAUGGACUGCCACUGGCGAUAGUGGUGAUUGGAGGAAUUCUACUAGAAAAAGGUACGGAAGGUUCUCAUUGGGAAGAUGUUUCCAAAAAUGUGAAGGAAUAUAUCGUUGAAAUGGAUCCAGGGAAGACCAUGGACAAUUUUAUAGCAUGGAGUUUUAAUCACCUACCUUAUCACUUGAGAGCGUGUUUUAUAUAUUUUGGUAUGCUUCCAGAAGACUAUCGUAUCUCGGUUAGGAAACUAAUUCGCUUGUGGGUUGCCGAAGGAUUCAUACAACGAAAAGGGGAUUUAACCUUGGAGAAUAUUGCAGAGGACUAUCUAGAAGAUCUUGUGAACAGGAAUUUAGUCAUGGUAGAAAAAUGGAGGUCAAAUGGCAAGAUUA
Molecule: messenger RNA, 1010 nt
Organism: Olea europaea var. sylvestris
Lineage: Eukaryota; Viridiplantae; Streptophyta; Magnoliopsida; Lamiales; Oleaceae
Product: putative disease resistance protein At1g50180
Exons: 1
Biological process (GO): defense response to other organism
Molecular function (GO): ADP binding
Source: RefSeq, a predicted model, not a curated record